Messenger RNA from Penicillium hordei, 1551 nucleotides. RefSeq names its product cytochrome P450. Gene Ontology annotation, molecular function: heme binding; monooxygenase activity; oxidoreductase activity, acting on paired donors, with incorporation or reduction of molecular oxygen. The record is from RefSeq and is a predicted model, not a curated record. NCBI's taxonomy places the organism in Eukaryota, Fungi, Ascomycota, Eurotiomycetes, Eurotiales, Aspergillaceae. The transcript has 4 exons. The coding region runs from base 1 to 1551 and encodes 516 amino acids.
AUGGCGACUACACAAUUCUGCCUAUUCUUAUUGGCAGCCGCUGGUCUUUACGGAUUAGGCCGAGUUGUAUACAAUGUCUUCUUCCACCCACUGCGAAACUUCCCAGGACCUUGGAUGGCUGGGGCCACAUCUAGUUGGAAGGCAUAUAAGGAAGUUAUCAAGCAAGAGUCGGCCGUUCAUGAGCUCUUUCAUCUCCAUAAGAAAUACGGUGAUAUUGUCCGCGUUACCCCGAACGAGCUCCAUUUUGGAAGCCCAGGUGCGUUCCACGAUAUCUACCAUAGCAGCAAGAGGUGGGACAAGGAUACGGGUCUUUACCGAACCCCCGGGGUUUCAUCCGGGUCAUUCACAUUCUUGAAGUAUGCUCAGGCGAAAGAACGACGGGAGGUGAUUCUUCCAAUUUUCUCCAAGAAAGCCAUUAAUAAUCUUGAGCAUCUCUUGUGGCGAAACGCAAAUCGCCUUGCAACGUCCAUCGCCAAAAUCAAUGCAUCAAAAACUUCCAUCGAUCUACUCUAUGCAUUCCGAUCCUAUACUCUCGACACCAUCAUGUGUUUCACAUUCGGCAACUGCAUAAAUGCCCUUGAUGCACCGGAAUUCAGCGAUCCUCUGAUUCUAGCCAUGGAUGCAAGCCUUCGAAUGCUGCCAUUCAUGAGGAACUUCCCCAUGAUUCGAGACCUCAUCUUUGCUGUGCCGCCGGCCCUGGUUAUGCGCCUCAUUCCGAAUGCCCAGAAAUUAGCACCGCGACUGUACCAGGUCCGGGAUCUUGUGCAGCAACAACUUGAAGUCGUCCUAAACCGCCCUUCAACCCUCGAUAAUGUGCCGCACGAGACCCUCUUCCACCGUAUGCUCGACCCGGAAUCAUACCGGAGCAAGGAGGUCCUGAAUAUGACAGAGCUACACGACGAAGGCUUCACUCUCAUCUUCGCGGGCGCCAACACAGUAGCCGACACGCUGCUAAUGGGCCACUGGCACGCAAUGCAGAACCAGAACUUGCUAACCCAACUGCGAAGCGAGCUAUUGACUGUCUGGCCCGACGUGGAAAAGCAGCCUUCCCUAGUAGAUCUCGAGACCCUACCCCUCCUCACGGCAACUAUCAAAGAAUCCCUCCGCUUUAUUCCGUCCGGUGUGUCACUAACACGCGUCGUGCCACCAGGAGGCGCCAUGAUAUCAGGGGAGCAUAUCCCCGGCGGAACAGUGGUCGGGAUGGCGAUUUUGCAUGUGCAUCAAAGCGCGGAAAUAUGGGGUAAGGAUGCGCUUGUGUUCCGACCUGAACGGUGGCUGGAGAGUGCGGAGCAAGAAAAUACCCGGAACGGGAAGAGUGAAUUGGAUCACUGGCUCGUUCCAUUCAGUCGGGGUCCGCGUAUGUGCUUUGGUAUGAACUUGGCCUGGGCGGAGAUGUAUAUCACUUUCGCGACUAUGAUCAGAAAUUUUGACUUGACUAUUGACGGCACGACAGAGGAGGAUAUGCAGUGGCGGGAGUGCAUUGCAGCUUAUUAUCCUAAUAGGCACUUGCAUGCGUGGUGCCGUCCAGUUGGCUCUGGGAAUAUGAUGUAA